Homalodisca vitripennis (glassy-winged sharpshooter) is the source of this 782-nucleotide messenger RNA. RefSeq names its product glutelin-2-like. Lineage: Eukaryota; Metazoa; Arthropoda; Insecta; Hemiptera; Cicadellidae. The record is from RefSeq and is a predicted model, not a curated record. The annotation marks the transcript as partial. The transcript has 4 exons.
GUUACCCAGUCCCACGCCCCCCCUCCCCCCUAACCCCCCGCCAUCCACCCCGCAUCACCACCCACCCCCCCCACCGUCCACCCACCGCGCACCAGUCACCCCCCUACCCCCGCUCACCCCCCCCCUACCCACCUCCGACCGCCCACCCACCACCUACCGCCCCCCACCGCCACCCCCCCUACCACCCCACCCCCCCCCCACACCCCACCCACCACCGACCCGCCCCCACCCGCCCCCCCACCCCCACCCCGAGACACAACCCAUUACAUACUAAAUAUAAGUUGCGGGGUCUCGGAGGUCAACUCAUGAAAAAGUGUAACUCGGUCCCUGGUAAACGUUACGAUGCCCGUCCAGUAGGUCCCGCCGUCAACGGGAUCCGCCACGGGAUAAAGGCAGAUAACACCCAUAUGAACCCAGAUGUUUUCAAGUCAAGUCUAGAUCAAAGUCGCUGUGACUGUGGGGAGAGUGGAUCCCCCACAUUCUCUAUCAAGGCCCUCUGCCGGUUUAGGCUUUUGCCUUGUGUCUCGAGGGAAGGUCAAAGCCCCCUAGUAGCUUUCCGCAUAAUCCUAGCCUGUGGUAGGAGCAAGGGACCUUCGUCCUUGGUCACGGUAGGCUUCGUGGAGUUGAGCUGGGCGCCGAUGCCUUCCGAGAAGCCCUUUCCUUCGCUUGGCCACAAGAUUCUCACUGACCGUGGGGCGGUGUUGAAGGUCAGCUUGGUAGUCCAGGAAGUACCCCCCAGGUACUUGCCUGGAAGUCUUCCACAGUAUGUCGUCGCCGUUUGA